This is a messenger RNA of Megalobrama amblycephala (Wuchang bream), 4639 nucleotides long. It is a transcript of the gene kcna2b, whose product is annotated as potassium voltage-gated channel, shaker-related subfamily, member 2b. Gene Ontology annotation, cellular component: dendrite; voltage-gated potassium channel complex; membrane. The record is from RefSeq and is a predicted model, not a curated record. Gene Ontology annotation, biological process: protein homooligomerization; potassium ion transmembrane transport. NCBI's taxonomy places the organism in Eukaryota, Metazoa, Chordata, Actinopteri, Cypriniformes, Xenocyprididae. Gene Ontology annotation, molecular function: delayed rectifier potassium channel activity; protein binding.
CCCCUUUAAUUUGCCCACGCUGUAUAGCGGUAAGGAGUGGUGAGCAGCACAGCUCACUGACUGUAGUCCCUUUGUAUGCGCAGCAGUGCCCAACUGCAGCCUAAACUGCUCGCUCUUACACAAUAAUUAUGAGUAAAAGACGAAAAGUUGGACUUUGACAUGAAAUGUAUCGCUCGCGCCGCGCCACUCCCUAAAAUGAACGAGGAGAACACAAGUAAGCGCACGAGGAAUCCAUGUACAUAUUUCGAUGGAUAUUUUGCAUCUUGAAAACAACUCGGGAAGGUUGACUUUUAUUUUUUUUAAACGCAUGAUUUAAUGCAUUAAUGCCUUGAGUGAAACGAAAUGCGUGAAUGCCUUUAGCACAGUAAUGCAUGGGCAUGCUUUGAUCAUCCACUUAGAGAGAGGAACCUAUUGCUGAAGCAUGUCACUGCAGACACCUCGCGCUUGCUUGAAGGGGUUAAAACACUGAUCACAGCCGGUGUGAUGUGUUUUUCAUGGGUGCAUGAGCCUGGAAUCUGAAUAUGUGUCCUCUAAUCAAAAAACGUUGUUUUGGGGCAAUUGGAUAACACCUUAAAAAGGGACGCUGUCUUUGCGCAACGGGGAAAAAAAAACCCAAACAAACAGCCAAAUUAUGACGGAGAACAUCUGAAACGUGAUGCUCGAUGGAUUUUUGCCCUUAAGAUGAGCACGUUUGCUCAACAACAAGAUGUUGCCACUCCUCAGAGCAUCAUUUUGGCCAUCAAACUCGAGUGGCCACACGUAUUCAGGCAAUUCUCCUCAGUCUCUUGUGUUAAAUGUUACUAUCGUGUGUAAUGUGAGCAUGUUUGAGGCGACGCCCAACGCAAACAGCUCCCCUGUUUCUUUGCAGAUCUCUGAAUUGAGUCGAGACAACACUGUGAGGACACAGGGGGCGUCAGAUUUUGCUGACCUUAGCAUCUUUGGACCGUUUCAAUGGGAAGCUCUUUACCAAUAACACCUUGAGGGAGUCCCCUUCGCUUUGCCUCCGUUCAUUUCUUUGAGACGCGCUGCUGCUUCUGUAUGUUUCCCGUUUGUCCUGAAGGCGUGCACGGGUGGAUAUAUUCAAGUUCAGCGCAGCAGAUCUGGCGCAGCGGGCGGGAGGAAGACCAGGAUCAUUGCAGUACCUGUAAUGAAUGGCUGCUGAAAGACACCACUGACCCUGGCAACGAGACGUUUUAUUAGUUUUGCUGGUGUCAUGUAAACAUAAUCAUUUAACAAAUGAUUUCUAUGGCGCUUUGGGGACUCUUGAUGCUUGCAGUGUUUCCUGGGUUCUAAUGCAAGAGGGAGGUGUUAACGAGUGAAAAGAAGCCCCAAUUUUCCCACAAACUUUUAGAGGCAACACCGUCGCAUCCUGACCACAAACUGCAGGUUUCAUUCAUUCACAGCAUGACUGUUGCCACGGGCGACCCAGUUGAUGAAGCCGCAGCUCACCCGGGUCAGCCACAUGACACGUACGACCCGGAACCAGACCAUGAGUGCUGCGAAAGGGUGGUCAUUAACAUCUCUGGCCUGCGCUUUGAGACGCAGCUCAAAACUCUGUCUCAGUUCCCAGAGACAUUGCUUGGGGACCCCAAAAAGAGAAUGCGCUAUUUUGACCCUUUGAGGAACGAGUACUUUUUUGACAGGAACCGCCCAAGUUUUGAUGCCAUUCUCUAUUACUACCAAUCAGGCGGCAGGCUGCGAAGGCCUGUCAAUGUGACAUUGGAUAUUUUUUCUGAGGAGAUACGUUUUUAUGAGCUUGGGGAAGAAGCCAUUGAGAUGUUCAGGGAAGAUGAAGGAUUUAUUAAGGAAGAGGAGACUCUGCCAGAAAAUGAGUUUCAGAGGCAGGUAUGGCUGCUCUUUGAGUAUCCUGAGAGUUCAGGGCCUGCCCGGAUUAUUGCCAUCAUUUCAGUCAUGGUCAUUCUCAUAUCUAUAGUCAGUUUUUGCCUGGAGACACUUCCGAUUUUUCGCAAUGAGGAAAUGGAGAUGCACAAAACGUACGCGACCAACUCCAACUCAACAAUUAGCUAUACCUCCACCUACUUUACUGACCCUUUCUUCAUCUUGGAGACCCUUUGCAUCAUAUGGUUCUCCUUUGAGUUCCUGGUGCGGUUCUUUGCGUGUCCCAGCAAAGCAGGCUUCUUUGUCAAUAUAAUGAACAUCAUUGAUAUUGUGGCUAUAAUACCUUACUUUAUCACCUUGGGCACGGAGCUAGCAGAGAAGCCAGAGGAUGGUCAGCAAGGGCAGCAAGCCAUGUCACUUGCCAUUUUGAGGGUCAUCAGAUUAGUACGAGUCUUUAGGAUCUUCAAACUUUCUCGGCACUCAAAAGGGCUGCAGAUUCUCGGCCAAACGCUCAAGGCCAGCAUGAGGGAGCUCGGGCUGCUUAUCUUCUUUCUCUUCAUUGGAGUCAUCCUCUUUUCGAGUGCCGUCUACUUCGCAGAAGCGGAUGAGCCUGACUCACAGUUUGUAAGCAUCCCUGAUGCCUUCUGGUGGGCGGUGGUUUCAAUGACAACAGUAGGGUAUGGCGACAUGGUUCCAACUACCAUCGGAGGCAAAAUUGUGGGAUCCCUGUGCGCUAUCGCUGGUGUGCUGACCAUUGCCUUGCCUGUGCCUGUCAUAGUCUCAAACUUCAACUACUUCUACCAUCGAGAGACAGAAGGCGAGGAACAGGCCCAGUACCUUAACGUGACCAGCGUCCCCAAGAUAGAUUCGUCAGAGGACCUGAAAAAGAGCCGCAGCGGGUCAACCAUGAGCAAGUCUGACUACAUGGAGAUUCAAGAGGCUGUUAACAACAGCAACGAGGACUUCCGAGAGGAGAACAUCAAGACUGGCAACUGCACACUAACCAACACUAACUAUGUUAACAUCACCAAAAUGCUUACUGAUGUAUAACCGCUUUGAACUGCCUUUGACGAAGAAGGUAAGAUAAAGAAGGGGUGUGCAAACCCUAGUUUUGAAGGCUUCAGACACCUCUUGGAAGAGUUUCAAGACGGGAGAAUUGAAAUGCGUCCAUUUGAGUGAAGGAUCAGUGAAGAAGACCUGUCCAUCAUUCCAUCUCCAUUCCCUCUCACAAGUUCUGGGAAACUUGAUUGGUGGGGAACGUUGUUUUGCAUUCUUGUGUUCAGUGUCUGCAUGGAGUUUGUCUAUUCUGUAUGACUGUGCUAGUAGUCGGUCUGCUUGCGACAGUAGCCAAUCGUAGCCUAACCAGUAGAUACAAGCGUAGCGUAGAUGGACCAAUUCCUGACUCCCAGUUCCCCAUUCACUGCCAACCUGAGGAUCCCUUGAGUCUUUUUUGAGUGUAUUUAUACCUGGGAAGAACAAGAAUUUUGAUUAAUGGCAUAUAAAAACAUGGAGGAGAUAACAUAUUCACGAAGAAUCACCAUGGAGGAUGUAUUUCUCUGUGAAUGCACAAACGCUGCCUGUCCUGCCAGCCGCAACGGUGUACCAUGUGCGGUACCUAAAAAAUGUUACAUUCCAUCUUGUGACGGAGAAAUACAUGCAUGGCCUAUCUUGGGGGUCUGGAAGACCGGUUAUGUGGCCCUAUCUGUAUGACCUUUUUUCCCUCUUUCGCUGCCAGCAUACUAGGAUCUCAGUGUGUCCCGUGUUAGAGUAAACACCCUGAAAGUGGAGUGGAGAUUGUUUUGAAGUUGCCCUUUUUCCAUCGUCGUCAUUUCACUACACUGCAUGAGCAGCUGCCCUCCAUUGCAUCAUUUCCUUCCGUCACUUACUUUUCCCAGCAUUGUAAACUUCCAAGCAUUCCAUGUGUAUGAGAAAUGUCUUUUGUAACAAAGAUCUACCCCUAAAAGCGCCUGAUGGGGGAUUGCAGGAGUCUAGAUAUUUUACUGUGACAUCGCAGCCAACAACAGCAAAACACUAGCUCACUAUGUCAGGUCACCAAAGAUGAAGUUCACUGCCGCUAUUUAUUUCAUUUUUAUGUUGUUUUUACAUUUUAGUGCCAUUUCAUGGUGCAUCCUGCUCAUGAUAUGAUGCUGGAGAAUUUCGAUAAAACUUGUAUGAAAAUGAUGCUUCCUUGAAUAGCUUUUGUAAGAGAUAGGAAAUAUUCUACUACCUUUGUGAUGCAUGUCUGGUACACAUUCAUUGUAGCAUGCAUGUAGUAAGAAUGAUACUUACAAAACUAGAAAUAAGUAUUCAUAUCUUUAUCAAUAUAAAUAUUUUUCUCUGUGAGAUUAACAGUAUGUGCAAUAUUAUAAAUGCUUGUUUUUUUUUUUUUAAGGUUGCAAGAUUUUGCAAAUAGUUUUCUAUGUUAGUAGGCUAAUACAUUAGUUGGAGUGUAAUAGCCCACUUUCAGGGUUGAAUACCUUGAAGGUUGCUCAUUUCUUAGUUUGGUUUAAUUAAGCAAGGGAGAGUGAGAUGCACCAAUUAAAAUGAGCAUUUCAAAGCACCACAUUUGGAUAUGAGGGAGAUCUAACUUUAAAAAAUCUCAAUCCCUGAUUUAAUAACAAGGGAUUCUGAUGAUUUUUGUUCAAUGUUUUGUGCCACAUCUAGUCUGUAGCCUGUUCUCAUAACUAAAGAUGGUUUACAUAGUAUUGUCUUUUGUGCUUAAAGGAUUAGUUCACUUUCAAACAAAAUUAUUUUUACUCACCCCCAUGUCAUCCAAGAUGUCCAUGUCCUUCUUUCUUCA